Molecule: messenger RNA, 5340 nt
Organism: Pundamilia nyererei
Lineage: Eukaryota; Metazoa; Chordata; Actinopteri; Cichliformes; Cichlidae
Product: cyclin-dependent kinase 17-like
Exons: 17
Coding region: 462-2045 (527 amino acids)
Biological process (GO): protein phosphorylation
Cellular component (GO): nucleus; cytoplasm
Molecular function (GO): ATP binding; cyclin-dependent protein serine/threonine kinase activity
Source: RefSeq, a predicted model, not a curated record
GUUGGUGGUUUUGGGGGUGGAUGUUGAAAGGCUCCGAUACGCACACGUUCACAGUGUAUCUCACACACGCACAUCCCUUGCGUUGUUUUCCGGGAUCACGCCACUGCUUCCACUUGGGAUCUACACAGCAGCAGCAGCAGCAGCGACAUGGCUGAUCAUCACCGGACGGGACGGUGCAGUUUGUGAGCGAAAGUUAACGCGAAAAAUGAAAUACAGCGGACCAGCUAUGUAGUCAUCCAAGCGACCGGACACUGCGACACACCGUACGGCGCUCCGAUGCAAAUUAUUUGAAGGAUUGGAGGCGAUCUGGUGUAUUUUUUUUGCAGCAAAGUAGUUGGAGGAACUUGUCGCAGUGGCUUCAUCCCAACGUGCUGCCUGGAUUACCAUACAGAAGUGGAACAAUAGUCUCCUGCAGCAGAAACACUAGCAGGCCUGAGGGCCCCAGUGGUGUGACUGAAAAGAUGGACAGGAUGAAGAUCAUCAAGCGGAGGCUGUCCAUGUCUCUACGCAGUGCUCGGCCCGUUGAUGACUCUCUGUCCGAACUUGCAGAACAGAUGGCCUUGGAUGAGGCAUCCACAGCCAGGGACAAUGAGCCCAUGGUGGUGUGCUCUGUACACCCUCCCGCCUCCCAUAGUGCUCCCUCCUUCCUGCGUCAAUAUGCUGGUCAUCUGGGCCGCACCGCCCUGCGCAGAGAGCCAGGUGGGGGGCUAGAACGAGACAGAGCCUUCCUGAGCCUGCACAGGACUGGAUCUCUGGGCAUUGUCCAUGAAAAUGUGAAGAUGGGUUCAGAUGGGGAGAGUGACCAAGCAUCCGGCACGUCCUCUGAUGAGGUUCAGAGUCCAGUGAGGGUCCGUAUGAGGAACAAUCACCAUCGGCGCAUCUCUAAUGAGGACAUAAACAAACGUUUGUCUCUCCCAGCUGAUAUCAGGCUACCAGAGGGCUACUUGGAGAAGUUUGCCAUGAACAGCCCGCCCUUUGACAAACCCAUGAGCCGCAGGCUACGGCGCGCAUCAUUGUCUGAGAUCGGCUUUGGGAAACUUGAAACCUACAUCAAACUGGACAAACUAGGAGAGGGGACCUAUGCGACAGUAUUUAAGGGGCGAAGUAAGUUAACAGAUAACUUGGUCGCCCUGAAAGAGAUCCGCCUAGAGCACGAGGAGGGCGCGCCCUGCACCGCUAUCCGAGAAGUGUCUCUACUGAAAGACUUGAAGCACGCCAAUAUUGUCACUCUCCAUGACAUUAUCCACACUGACAAGUGCCUAACACUCGUGUUUGAGUAUCUGGAAAAAGACCUGAAGCAAUAUAUGGACGACUGUGGGAGCAUCAUGAGCGUUCACAACGUUAAGAUCUUCUUAUUUCAGCUUUUAAGAGGUCUGGCGUACUGCCACAGGAGGAAGGUCCUCCAUAGAGACCUGAAACCCCAGAACCUGCUCAUCAAUGAAAAAGGAGAGCUCAAACUGGCAGACUUUGGUUUGGCUCGAGCUAAGUCGGUCCCUACGAAGACCUACUCAAAUGAAGUUGUGACAUUAUGGUACCGACCACCAGAUGUGCUGCUGGGCUCCACUGAGUACUCUACACCCAUUGACAUGUGGGGUGUGGGCUGCAUCUUCUAUGAAAUGAUAACAGGCAGACCUCUCUUCCCUGGAUCAACUGUAGAGGAUGAGCUUCAUCUCAUAUUUCGCAUCCUUGGUACUCCCACAGAAGAGACUUGGCCUGGUAUCACCACCAGUGAAGAGUUUAAGACAUACAAUUUUCCCCGCUACCACGCAGAGCCCCUUGUGAACCACGCACCCAGGAUAGACAAUGAAGGUCAUGACUUGCUCUCAAAACUCUUACAGUUUGAAGCAAAGAAGCGGAUAUUGGCUGAGGAUGCUCUCAAACACUCUUAUUUCAAAUGUCUUGGAGAACAGGUUCAGACUCUGGCUGACACUGCAUCCAUCUUCUCUGUAAAAGGGAUUCAACUCCAGAAAGAUCCCGGAAAGAGAUCCUCAGUCUACCCAGAGUCAUCCCAAGGGAAGAGCAGGAGGCAGAGUGUGCUGUUUUAGUGCCGGCGAUGAGAUGAGGAGGACAGUGACACGUGGAGCUUGUCUGUCAGACAUACAUCCACUGACCCUGCCGCCUACACACUGAAGGAGUGACACACACGCACCCUGCCACAUAAAUACAUACUGACAGGAAAAAAAAGACACACACAGACACACACACACUGCAAAAUGACAACAAACCCACACAAAACUAAGGCUGAAGAUUUCAUUCUUAAAAAUAAAGACUCAGCUCGAACCCAAACAUAAAAAAGAGAAAAAAAAUGUGUGUGAUGCUGGAAGAAAAGUCGGAGAGUAUAUGAAUCUCCUUGCUGCUGCUACUACUGCUGCCCAGUAUGGGGCAGUGUUCAGGAUGUGAGCUGGUUUUAAAACAGACCUUGCUGUUUGAGGACGAAGGAGUCUCGAAUGGACUUGAAUGAAAAGAAAGAGAAAGCUGGAACCCCGACUUUCUCUUCCAUGGUUUUUUCUUUCAGACUAUUGCUGUAUAUAAAGAGACUGAGCUGUAGAACUAGAAGCUUUUUCAUGCCGCACCUCAGCCUGAAUCCAAACUCUAAAUAUUGCACCUCAACUCUAAACCCUCGCCUGAUCUCUCAGCCCUUUAUUACAUAACCCUUAAAUGCAACCAGUCUCUGCUUUUCUGUCAUUGUCCGUCUUUCUCUUUUCUCUUAAAAACACACUCACGUGCUGAUGCUCACUUGAAAGUGUGUAGAUCUUUGGAGUUUACAGAGGUAGAUUUUUGCACCUUAUUGUUCAUUAGCGGUCCGGGUGGCUGUCAUUAUGAUACCUCAUCAAGUACACACCAGUGAUAUUGAAAUGAAGAAGACCCAAACAGAUAAACCAAAAAAACAACAAAAAAAACCAGUUUCACCACCCAUGGACAGAUAUAUUGCACAAAUCAUUACUGCAGUUAAAAACACUCAGCAAUCCACAUACUAGUAGUAGACAUGAAUUAUAUUUGUCACGUUCUUAUAUGCUGUAAAGAACACUACGCUACAAGAUGCUCCUGUUUCUAUACACGAGGAAGUUAUCGUUGAAGGACAGAGAGGUAAAAGUGUACAAAUCCUAACCUGCUUAUUAUUAGACACCUCCCUCCUCUUUUGCCUUGACUCAGAAGUUGUCCGGAUUUGUUGUCUGAUGUGCAGGUAUUAAUGUUGAGCUCUUCUACAAGAUGUGAUCAAAAAGUCCUGAGGACAUGUCCAUAAAAACCCAAAGAGGGCCAAUCUCGCGUUGGACCGCUUUCAGCGCAGUGCAGAGGUGCACAGGAAGCUGUCUCACCGGAAGCCCAGUUCUGUUAGCCCCAUACCUGUGCCUCCAUGAUUCAUGCCGGAUCUCCUUAAAGCGACGACCCUUCAUCCAUGGCGAUUGUGCUGGUUAGCAAGACGUGAUGGUACACUGGUAUGCACUGCAGUUCAGAUGGAUUCCCCAUCAGGCUCCUCAGGACGUUACAGUAGAACAUUACAAUAGGAAACUCCCAGUCUCACUCCUUCUCUGACAUGCUGCCUUCAGAACACUCCUUGGUAAAAGCUGAAGACCCGGGUCUCAUCAUCAGGGUUGAUCCUUUGCACAAAAUCCGUGUCAGUUUGAAACAGAAGUUUAUAUUUUCUAUUAGAAGUUUUUAGUCCAUGGUGCAAUCUCAGAGUGCACACUGUGUGGUCAGAACGAGACUUCAGUGGAGCGAUCAAAAAACAAGAGCUGCGAUGGAAGCUGAUUGCACAUGCCAUGACCUGUAUUGGUAGAUUUUAUUCUGGUAAGACAUUUGAUUUUUAUGCACAGGUUCUCAGAACAUUUUGAUCACACCUCGUAUUUGCACCCAAUUUUACCUCUUUAAAUCAUGAGUGGAUCAUCCAACAUCCCCACUUUUUCCAUCCCAACUCUAUGUAUUUUUUUAAGUUGUAUAUAUGAUCAUAUGUGUUACUUGUCAGAAGCAAAGAUAAUUCCAGGAUGCUGUUCUCAGUCUUUACAGUAGGUGACUGGCUGGGGACGUGUUGCACAUUCCUUGAGCUCAGGACUUAUUCCUUGUGUUGUUUUGUGGAUGCUGUGUUAGGUACAGAUGGUCUUGUAUGUUUCAUCCCUGAUAGAAGUGGCCUGAAACCCUUUGCAAAGCUGGCUUAAAUUGUAUGCAAGGUACAAUUUAUCAGCAGCAACCUGUCGAUUUCUGUCACUCGUUCUUUGUUUAUUUGACCCAGAUGUUAAUGUUAAGAGACUAACUUACCCAAGUCUAUUCUUGCCAUCUCUCUAAGCAUGUUUCUGUAUUGAACACCAGUGGUUUUAAUUGGUAUAUGAAAUAGCUGCUGCUGAAGAAGGAAUACCUCCUUUAAAUUUUGCAUGAGACAUUAUGACCUUAUCGCGUGAUCUCUACACCAAACACCACCUUACCAUCUGGAGACCGUACACGAAGACAGAAGUGUGAUGUGCAGGCAGCACUGGGACUAGAUAGUUUGAAUGACAAAUCUGACUCAUCCAAUACGUGUAUAAUACAGCAGAAACUGUCAUGUAGCGCGUCUAACUGGGCUGAGUAUUUAACAGGACUUGAAGCGCUCAGACACACUGUUGUUUCAUGCUGUUAUUAUUACAGGCUGCCAUAAAACAACAACAACAAAAGAAAAAUAGGACCAAAGUAAGUCCUCCAAGCACCAGGUGUUCAAGCACACAACUGUUUCACACACCCAAAUCUGCUGACAUGUUAACAUGUACUGUAUCUGUGAAAUGGCCUGUGAUUUUAGUUUGGAUUUUCCUGUACCUCGGGCACUGACAGGGUCAUUUCUGCAUCUUUCUUAAUUUUUUAUAAAACGGAUUCAGAAAAUGAUCACAUGUCAGUAACUGUCAGAAGGACUACUUAUUUUCCCAGAGUGUGACAGUAUGUAGCAUGUACAUAGAUGGUCCCCCACUCUGUAUAUACAAAAGUGUACAGGUUUGAUACAGCUAUUAACAUUCUGGCUUUUUUUGGGGGGGGGGGCUUUUCUUCAGUCAUAGCAAUAUUUCUGUAAUCAAUAAAGCCAUGGUACUAGGAUGGGUAUGAUUGCAUUUGUGUUUAUUUAGGAAGGCGUGAGAGACUGUGAAUGAUCAAACUGUGACAUAACUUAUCACAGGUUUAGUUGUUUUCUGUUCUACAUGCUGGAUCCAAAAGGCUGAAAUGAAGUAUCAUGUUGCAAAAUGAGUACAAGACACUGAUGAUUUUGAUUGAUUUUAUUUUAUGUUUUUCAAUCAAUGAAAGCCAUAAAGGUUAUAUAGAAGGACAGACCUUAAGAAGCAAAGAGGAUGUGCAUACCUAAUAAAAAAUUAAAAAUCAUGUAAUUAC